Molecule: messenger RNA, 1572 nt
Organism: Oikopleura dioica
Lineage: Eukaryota; Metazoa; Chordata; Appendicularia; Copelata; Oikopleuridae
Source: the annotation of a GenBank genome assembly
AUGGCUAAGUGCUUGAAAAUUCUCAAGAAAAUACAAAAAGCAGAUAUUAAUUACCGCAAUGAAACAGACCGACUUGCUAGCGAGUUUGAGGACGAACUCGCAAAUGUCGAGGACAAAGAACCAGUCCUUCGUGAUUUACGGGGGACACUUGAUAUGACUGAUAAAAGCUCCCAGUGCAACCUCAGGCUCGAACACAUUCUCGAAGAAUAUAGCAGUGAGAUCGAUUGUGACGUUUCAAGUGCUUAUGAGUCUUCCUCUGAAGAGGACUCGUGUGAUGAAGAAUGGGUUCCUACCACACCUCCCCACACCCGAGGUAAUUCCCUUCCAAAAGCUCCCCGGAAGGAAAAACUCUCAUAUGUGAGGUCGAAUCUUCGCGGCGCGAGACGGCGUUUGGUCUUUGACUCCGAGGAGGAAACCAAGUCUUCAGAGGAAGCGCGUCAGGAUAAACUCAAGCAGAAAAAAGCCCAUUCCUCAAAGAGACUGCGAGAGGAAGAAGCCGCGGAACAACCUUCAAAACGAGUCCGCCGAGAAGCUGUCCAACCAAGAAACGUUUUCGAUGACAUCGAGGAUGAGCAAACUCGUGAUAGUUUCGGUUAUACACGACACGAAGAAAAGCAAGAGAAUACCGCUGACGACUUAGAAGAAAACAAUCAACAGGAAGAUGAGUCCGAAAAUGAGCCUGAUGCUUUAGAGAGUGACGAUUAUUCAAACGUUGAGGACUACGAGUCGGAAGAAGAAGUCUUUCAGCCUGCUCAUGAUGUCAAUAACAAAGACCAUCACUCAGGACAAGAAGGUGAGUUGAGCUCUCAACUGAUCGAAGACACCCCUGGACCAAGCUCUCGACUGAUCGAAGACACACCUGGACCAAGCUCUCGACUGAUCGGGGACGCUCCAUCACCAAGCUCUCAACUGAUCGAAGACACACCUGGAUCAAGCUCACGACUGAUCGGAGACGCUCCUACACCAAGCUCUCAACUGAUCGAGGACACUCCUGGACCAAGCUCUCAACUGAUCCAGGGCAGUCCUGAAUCAAGCUGUCGACGUCAAGAUGAUCAGCAGAAGUCUGAAAAAUGGCAACUCUGGAGUCCAUCCCAAUGGGAAAUCAUCGGUAAAUCACCUCCACCUGACUACGAUCCUAACCAGCGCUUCGGGAGAAGCGUUAUCCGCUUCGCCGCACCUGCUGAAAACAAAAACGAUCAAGUUAUUGACUUAACAGGCUCUCCUGAUCGGGAAAUCAACGUCGAUGGUCAUAUGAAAGACGGGUCAGAAGUUAUCGAUCUCACUGAUACCUUUGACGACGAGGACAGUGUUGACGAUGACAUGAUCAAUGGGUUGGUUGCCGAAGCAGAGGAGAGAGAAAGACAGCAACUUCAAUCAGAACUGGAAAAUCCUUCACGCGGAGAGCAUUGUCUCAGCCCAUACCUCUUAGGCGAAACACUUGACGACUGUUUCAGAUUUGGGAUUCUCACAAAAGAUGCAAUAGAAUUUAUCGAAGAGACCAUCUAUGAACAAGAAGACUACCCUGAUCCUUCUCCCACAAUUUCGCCCAUAAAAACUUACACUCAACUUUAA